Messenger RNA from Engraulis encrasicolus (European anchovy), 1537 nucleotides. RefSeq names its product ankyrin repeat domain 9 (gene ankrd9). The coding region runs from base 432 to 1307 and encodes 291 amino acids. NCBI's taxonomy places the organism in Eukaryota, Metazoa, Chordata, Actinopteri, Clupeiformes, Engraulidae. The record is from RefSeq and is a predicted model, not a curated record. The transcript has a single exon.
CUGGGAGUUCCCUGGACGUCAUAUCGACUGCUAAUAUAUAAAGUGGCGAUGGAGUUUGUUUUGGGGUUUGAAGGAAGCUCGUUUCCUGGCGAAAGGCGAGCAAUUCGAUGACAUUUGUUAUUGAGUCAACGGGCAACCAAAACACAGCCUGAGCAGUUUGGCAACCUUAGACCGCGUUCAUCGAAAGCUGUUGCCACGGUUUUUUUUUUAUUCGAACCGAGAAAUUAACUCCACAGGCUUACUGGAAAACACUGAGAUCCAUCUGGUGGAUUUAGAAUCGAAAUUUACUGAAUGUGGUUACUUUAUGUAAACAUAUCUGCUCGAUAGUGCAAGUUGACGGCAAAUCGACAAGUGGCGUUCCUUUGCAAAAAAAGUGCAGCUUGCAUGUUUGCAAUUUCAUAUAGUGGAGACUUCAGAUAUCCACUUUAGCCAUGCCUCUCGACCUGGGAAUGUAUGACAGCCGCGCGGAUUACAAAUCCGAAAAGCAGUGUCAAAGAACAUCAUUCGCGUUUUACCAAGCCGUCAGGGACUUGUUACCGGUAUGGGUGCUGGAGGAUAUGAGGACAAUGGAGGUGUUUCACUGGGAGGACGAUGGACGGGCGUGCGCUUACUCCCCGUGCGAGGCUCUAUUGUAUGCGCUGGUGCAUGACCAUCAGCAGUACGCGAGAUAUCUCCUCAAUCGCCACUCUGUCCGCGCGCUGGAGAUGCCCAGCAGAAGCUUCUGCUGCUGCCAAGCGUCCACUACUCCGCACCUAAACAUAGCCAUUCGCUACAACCGAGUCAAAAUCCUGAAAAUGAUCAUGGACUGUGUCAGGGACUUCGGCGAAGUGGAGAGACAGAGCUAUCUGAACAGACACGGCUGCGUCCACAUCGACGGAGGCAAGACCGCACUGCAGCUGGCCUGCGACCUGGUGCGUCCCGAGUGUUUGAUCCUGUUGCUAGGGCAUGGCGCAUGCCCUUAUGUGACGGACCGCUCUGGUGACACCGCUUUGGACUGCCUCCUGAAUCAGAUAUGCCAGAGUGACUUCGACAUGAGGCGGAAACACGUCUGCCUGGGCUACCUCAUCCUCUUCAUGCCAGAGAUGCGCUUCCGAAUGAAGAGCCAGCUGCAGGCGAACGCACUGCAGUGGCAGGCGCUCCUGGGCGAUCAGGCGUUCCACUGGCUGGCGGGAACGGCCCCUCCGUCCCUCUUCGUUCAAGCCAUGCAGAAGAUGAUGCGAUCCAUCCCACCAGCUCAGCUGGACUCGCUGCCAGAUUUCCUCAAGCCACUAGACUUCAGGCUGCACCAGCAGCAGAAUGUGGCAUAGACUCAUGUUUCCCUCCAAAACACUCCAAUACAGAGUGGACUGCUACUGUGUAAAUAGUGGACUGAGAUAUUGAUGCUGUAUAUAGCUGUUCUAAAAACCUACUGUGAAAAUAGUUCAUUGCACUACAUAUGAGGACACGCAUUGAAGUCAUGUACAGUGUAUAAAUUAAAUAGUGUAUUAAAUUAAAAUGAAGACAUUUUCUUUUAAAAAAGCCUUUCCCUUUGUCAUUU